Molecule: messenger RNA, 3580 nt
Organism: Schistocerca cancellata (South American locust)
Lineage: Eukaryota; Metazoa; Arthropoda; Insecta; Orthoptera; Acrididae
Product: zinc finger protein 665-like
Exons: 9
Coding region: 149-3025 (958 amino acids)
Biological process (GO): regulation of transcription by RNA polymerase II
Cellular component (GO): nucleus
Molecular function (GO): RNA polymerase II cis-regulatory region sequence-specific DNA binding; zinc ion binding; DNA-binding transcription factor activity, RNA polymerase II-specific
Source: RefSeq, a predicted model, not a curated record
UAUUCUUUGGUCGUGCUGUACUCUGUAGUACUAAUACGUUGCACUGCAAAUCAAGAAGAAUUGAAGAUUCCGAAGAUCUUUGCUCAACAUGGAGUGAUUGUAGUUGAGUAUAUUGGAUAAUGUUUAUAAGCGUUUGUUUUGGUUUGAAAUGUCGGUAUCUUGUGCCUUGAAGUCUUGCGUAGCUCAUGAAGGCAACCACGACACGUUGGAACUACACUUUUUCCCGUUCCCGGAGGACGCAGAAAUAUGUGAACUGUGGAUUAAGAAAUGCAACAGAUUUGACUUGCUUGGCAAACCGUAUAGCGAAAUUCACCGUACGCUAUACCUAUGUGAAAGACAUUUCAGUGAAGACGCAUUCGAAUCGCCGAAUGUUCUAAAACCUAACGCUGAACCAAGUGUUCUUAUUGAAGACAUUACGUCUACUCUAAAUCUCGAUAAACCUGGGAACACAAUGGGCCCUGAAGUAGUAGUUAUUCCUUAUACCAUCUCUGCCAAUGAAGAGGAAAUUGUGGAAUAUGGAGGAGGGGAAAUCAAAGAAGAAGAACAGGAAGUUGCGGAAAUAGAAACACGUUAUGAAAUAGCAGAAGGUGAUGUGUAUAUUGAACCAUUGGGGGAAAACACUUCUGAACAAGGAGAACAACAAGAAAACCAAUAUGAAAUAAUUGAUGAAAAUGUCUUCGUCAGUCAAGAAACUGUGCAAGAGAAUAACGAGACAGCGGCUGACGAUUCGAAUAUCAAUAACUGCCUGGAAAUUCAGAAGUCGAAUGUUGUGGGGAUAAUAGUCGAAGAAAAUUCCUAUGACAGAGAUGAUUGGCAACAAGGUCAAGAUACAGCUCUUGCUAACAUAUUGUGUCGAAUUUGUGCAUCAGAAGAAAUAGAACUAGUUCCAGUGUUUGGAGAGAAGGGUGAAGAGCUACAGUUAAUAGAAAAGAUAAAAUGGCAUCUUCCAAUUGAGGUCAGAGAAGAUGAUAAACUUCCACUACAGAUAUGUAUAACAUGUAUUGAUAAAUUAAACUCGUGUCAUGAAUUAGUCAGUUCUUGCUUGGAAGCUGAUGCAAAGUUACGAAAAUUAUUCUGCAUUGAAGAUGAAGAAUCCAUUGAAAAAAGGAAUGAUAUACUGCAGUCAUUUUCGGGCAUGGAGGCAGAGCACGCAGAAAGGAGAAGUAGAAAGAAGAAUUACAGUUACAGUACAACUGAUGGAAUUGAAGAUGAACAUCAGUUUGAGGAAGGAGAUGGUGAAGAAUCUGAAGACAGUUCAAGGCUUAAAAUGAACCAUGCAUACCAAAUAGUAGAUUCUGCAGGAGAGACUGAAGAUGGUGAAAUGUUGCAGAUGCAUGUGACGACAGAAUUGACUGAGUGUGACCCAGGGCUCAAGUCCAAAAUAGCUGGUGCUAUGAAAGACAUAAUGGUGAAAGAUGAUGGUCCACAAUUCUUCAAUAACGAAGAAGAGAAUGCAAUAUGGAGAUGUGAUAUGUGUGACUAUGAAGCUUCCAAGAAAUCAGUUUUAAUUAAUCACAUCAGAAAAAGACAUGCUGCUGGUGCUGUAGCAUGUAAUUACUGUGAAAAAUAUUUUUUUGACGAAGAGUCAGCUAAGCUUCAUGAAAGGACACACUUAAAGUCAAAGGAGGAUGAGUCGGAGCCACCUAUGUACAUGUGUGAAUUCUGUGGGAAGUCAUUCCGUGGACGAAAGUCAUUAAAAGAACAUCAUUUAGCUAAUCAUAGUGAAGUGAAACCCUUUAAAUGUGAUCAGUGCGAUAAAAACUACGGUUCAUUAGCUAGCUUAGACAUCCAUAAAGCAACACACUCUACAGAGACUCCUUAUCUUUGUGAUUUGUGUGGUAAGAGUUUCAAGCACAUAAAUAACUUAAGAAGCCAUAAACGUUGUCAUAUGGAUGAUUCGUAUAAAAAUAGGCAACUGUGUACAAAGUGUGGGAAAGGGUUUAGAUCAAAGUUUCAUCUCAAUGAACAUAUGAAUGUGCACAACGGAGUCCGUCCGUACAGUUGUGAGAAAUGUGGUAAACGUUUUCAUAAGAAGAUACAGCUUCGGCAGCAUGGCUCGGCUCACUUAGGUGAACAACCGUUCUCGUGUCAUAUUUGUGGAGUGAAGUUCAAUCGCCGAGGUAAUAUGACCCAACACAUUAAAAGACAUGAACAUGAAAGGAAAUAUACUUGCAGGGUAUGCAAUGAGUCGUUUCCCACAUUGGGUGCUGUUCUUACUCAUCGAAAAUUGCAUACUGAUCUAGAAGUGGAGAAAAGUAUACAGAUGCAGGCCGGUGAUGAUCCAGAGCAGGCUGCCUUCAAAUGUGUUAUCUGUGGUAAACUUCUUGUCAAGAAGGAAUCACUCGCAACGCACAUGAGAUCACAUACAGGAGAAAAACUUUUUGAGUGUACAGUGUGUGGGAAAAAAUUGUCUAAUAAAGGUUCUUUAACAUACCACAUGCGGUCUUUCCACACCGGUGAGCGUCCUCACACGUGCCAGUUCUGUGGUGAAGGGUUCCUUUCAAAGGAGGCUCGCCUUGUCCAUGAACGAAUACAUACGGGAGAAAAGCCUUAUAAAUGUUCAGUUUGUGGUAUGGCAUUCCGCUGCUCUAGCAACCUGUCACAGCAUAUAAAAGUCCAUUCAGAGGAACGGCCACACCCCUGUCAGCAUUGUGGAAAAGCAUUUCAGAGGAAAGGCGCACUAGAUGUUCAUAUGAGAACACACACAGGUGAACGACCUUUUACGUGUGAUAUAUGUGGUAGAGGCUUUACACAGAAAAAUGACAUGCUUAAACAUAGACGUAUUCAUACGCAGGAAAAGCCGUUCCGUUGUGAUCAGUGCGGUCAGCUUUUUAUGCAAAAACGGGACCUGACAAAACACUUGAGCCUUCACGCUCAUAAGCAAGAAGUUGUUGAGGAGGAAGAGACCCCUACACAAACAGUUGUAAUAACAACAGCUGAUAAUAAUGUGAUAACUUUUCCAGAAAUACCAGUGAAUGUACCUGUCAUGGAAAAUACUCAGGCAGUUAUCUUGCAUAGGUUUUAGGCUUAGUGAACUGCAUUUGGAUCUACAGUAUUUGAGUCUAGAUUUGUACAUGUGUGCAUUGGAGUCAGUGCGUAUUUUUUAAGGAGAAUGCUGAAUUUUCAGCAUCAUUAUUCAGUGGCCAUUAAAAUGUAUUUUAAAUACUUUCAGGAGUCAUGUAUUUGUUUCUAGGUUUACAGUCCAUAUUUUAAGAAUAUGUACAGCUAAUAAAAUAGAAUAGUUUGUAAGUUUUCAUAAAACAGUGAGAGAUUGUGAUAUUCUAUAGUAUUGUUGCAUGUGUGGACCUUCAUAAUAUCAUGUAGAUUGUGAGACAUGUACAGUUCAAAUAUUUUUUGCAAGUUUUCAUAAUAUAUUUCACUACAUGGUCAGAAGUGAGUAUGUAUGUUAUUUUUAUUUUUGUAAAGCAGCUAUAUACUAUUUGAAAACACCAUGAGAAAUUUUUUUACAAUUGGCUUAAUGCCAGUGGAUAGCUGUGCUUGAUUUUUUACACCAUAAACAUACUUGAUUUUUUAUCAUAAGUUGAUUUCUCAUAUCAAGAUGUACAUGAAAUUGAUAAUA